Aspergillus pseudotamarii is the source of this 1128-nucleotide messenger RNA. It is a transcript of the gene midA, whose product is annotated as putative cell wall protein. The record is from RefSeq and is a predicted model, not a curated record. The coding region runs from base 255 to 1091 and encodes 278 amino acids. The transcript has a single exon. NCBI's taxonomy places the organism in Eukaryota, Fungi, Ascomycota, Eurotiomycetes, Eurotiales, Aspergillaceae.
GUGCCUCUCAUACGUAUAUCUAUCUAGUCUUUCGUUAACCCCUCCUGCAUCUGCAGUUCACUGAGUUUCCCCCCUUGAUAAGUACGAUCGUUUUUUCUCACUUCUGUCACCUCUUAUCCCCUCGUUGCAAGUCUCCGGAGUAUCCGUCAGUCAUAGAGUCACGAGAUUGAAUCGCCUUGUCUUGCGCUGCAUCGCCUCCGGACCUUCGGAUCGAGACCACUUUGAUUGAUUUCAUCCCGCAUUACUCGCCCACCAUGCGAGUCUCAAGCCUUUCGUUCCUCUUAUACUCGUUGUCCCUGUUGGCCGCUGUCUCUGGUCAGAGCGUAGCGGUUACUGGUGGAGAUGUCGCUACCUCUAAGGAUGCCGCACCUACCACGACAGAAGCGACCACAUCAUCCACAUCGUCGACAUCAUCAACUUCUUCGUCUUCGUCCGAGUCUACAGAAAGCACAUCGACAACUAGUGAGACCAAGCCAACGACCACCAAGGCUGACCCCACAACAACAUCAAAUUCAGACUCGUCAACUUCCACCACAGACCCCCCUAAAACCACGGCCGACCAGCCAACGAAAACAUCGGCAUCAACCACCAGCGGACCUACAACGGAUAGCAACAACAACGACAACAACUCCCAAACUACAACAGACAACAGCUCGAAAACCACCCAAACUCCUGUUGUGAAGACCCUUACUACUAUCCAGACGGUCAGUGGAACGCCUGUUCACACCACGCUUACCACCACCUCGUCCGCUGCUGUAGGCGCCACCGACUCUCCUUCACUCAACGGGGAAGAGAAGGACUCGAAGAGCUCGGGCCUCUCUUCUAACCAGAAGAAGACCAUCAUUGGUGUUGUUGUUGGUGUCGGUGGUGCAAUUCUGGUCGGUGCUCUUGGUGUCGUUGCCUGGAGGAUUCAUGCACGCAAGCGUAAUGCCCACGACAACGAUGAAGCUACGGACCUCAUGAGCGGUACCGCUGUCGGCUCCGGCGUUCGGGAGAAGGCUCCCAGCCCCGGGGCUGGUGGAACACCUUUCAAGAGCACUUUGGACCAAUACCAUAACCCCGGUCCUGUCAAUGCCGCAUCGAAUUUCUAAACGAGCCAGGUGUUUGUCACUCCCCGGCGGUUUUAAC